Molecule: messenger RNA, 603 nt
Organism: Gryllus bimaculatus (two-spotted cricket)
Lineage: Eukaryota; Metazoa; Arthropoda; Insecta; Orthoptera; Gryllidae
Source: the annotation of a GenBank genome assembly
GGAUUUAUUCCACGUGAACCAAUAUUAGAUGGGCCAUUUUACGAAUCAAAGUAUGAUGUGCCAUAUCACACAACAGGAAUAAAUAUUCCUUCAGGUCAUUUGCCAAUGGAUAUUACAUCUGGAACAAUUUUACCACCUGCCAUAACCAUGCCGCCCAAAAGUGAAGAUGAGCGUUGUUUAUCAAGUGGUCGGGAAUAUAGACAUGGGGAACUCUUAGCACAAACAGAUCCAUGUUUACGAUGUAUUUGCUAUUAUGGAGAAGUUUUGUGCCAAGCCACCAAGUGCCCUACUUUGAAACCUGGAUGUAGGAGGCUCAGACACAAGGAUCGUCGAUCCUGCUGUGGACGCAUUGUUUGUGGUGACGGUGGAGAGUCGCCGACGGUGGUGCUGGACGGAGUGAGCGCGGGCGUCGGCGUGGGCGUGGGGGCGACGGGCUCACCGCUGCUGGGGCCUGUGGUGCCGCCCAUCACUGUGGCCGACGGCGUAGUCACGCCCGACCCCUUCCGCGACGUCAUCCGCACCGAGGAGGCGCCCGACCUGCCCGCGCUCAUCGGCGACAUCAUGCCUUACCUUCUGGAACAGCGCCGCACGGCCUCCACGACG